AUGGAGGGGGAGUGGAAGGGCGGAGGAGCCUUCCUCGCCUGCUGCGUCCUCGGGGCGGCGGCGGAGGAGGAGGAGAGGAAGAGAGAGGGGGGAAGGAGGGCACUGGCGGAGGGGGAGUUCCUCCGCGCCGUGCGGGGGUUCGGGCCGAGCCGGAGGAAGAAGAGGUCGGCCAGGCAGCGGCGGCUCGUGGUGGGGCCGUUCUCACCCGCCGACGCUGCUACGGCGGCGCCGCCCGCGCCGUCGCCGGCGAACCCAGUCACCGUAAGUGCCGCCACCUACCUUACCCAACUAAAGGUCUGAUUUUGCACAGCAGUAGAGUUGCGAUAUAUAUAUAUAUAGAUAUAUUUGGUGUUUUUUUCGGUGGGUUGGUAAUUCCGACUCCGUCGGAUCACUUCGAGCGGGCUGUGGACCGUCCAGAUCAGAAUCACAGGGAAUAGGAAGAUGGAAUCGGUUCCUGGUUUUCUGCCACUCUAGAGAUCAUGCACAGGGUACUCAAAAUGGGAACCAAGAGAGGAUUUUCUGGUCGGAUUUCCCGGCCUGGAAGAGAAAUCCCAAAAUCUGGAUCUUCUGGUGGAUGAAUGGAUUUGAGGGGCGACAGCAGGGUUCAGGAGCUGAGAGGACAAGGACUAGCGUAAGGAUCAAAAGACUUCUACAGGUCGAAUGAUUUGGAGGAUGGCGUUGACCAUCAGCAAGUCGACCGUAAGCCUAUGGCGGAAUAGCCCGGUGAAUCUGGCUGAUCUGUAGACGCUGGAAAGUUAUUUUCUGAAAAACAUCGCGAUUAAUGUGAAGAACAAUGGACAAGCAUUUUAUCUGAAUCCUAUCAGAUUUGGUAAUAUCAUGAAGAUAAUGCAAAUAAUAACUUGAAAGGCACUGCAAUAAUAUUAAAAUAAUAAUAAUCCAAAUGUAAAUUGACGAUUGAGCAGAACAGAGACUAAUGAUGAAAUUAACCAACAACGGGUGAGUCUGGGGAUUAAAGGAUUUUCUUUCCCAAUGGUUGUACUCAAUUAUACACCCAAUUGAGCAGAAUUAAGCAAUGGUUUAACCGUGGUGUUCUCGAAGUAGCCAUUUCGAGUAGCUCAAGAUAUUCUUUGACCUUUCUUUACAGGGCAGUGAGAUGGACUUGGGCAUCUCUGAUCUCUACUUCGACGUAAGCUUUCUUUCUCAUGGGGCAGUGAUGGAUUCCCAGCUCAGAUUUCUUUGUGGGCAUCGCUCUGAAUAUAUUUUUUAAUGAGUUAUUUGCAGCAAAACAGGGGAUUAUUAAGGUUUCUUCUCCAAAAGGAACUCAGGAAGAGUGAUGUGGGAUCCCUUGGAAGAAUGGUGCUUCCAAAGGUCGGCUUUCCCAUGCUUUAUAUUCUACCUGUGAUUAUGUCUAUUCCCUUGAUUCCCAUGGCUUCUCUUCAUUUUCAUUCCGAAGUGGAGUAUAACGUGAACUGGAACAUUUUAAGCAACUGUUACAGAAAAAAAUAAGAGACCUAAAAUUUUGUUUCAGAAAGAGGCCGAGGCCCAUUUGCCUGUCCUCAUGGCUAGAGAAGGGAUCUACAUGUGCAUGGAAGAUAUGGAGACUUCUCAUAUGUGGACCUUCAAGUACAGGUGCGAGAUUGGCCCUCUUGAAUAUUUUUCAGACUUUGUACUCUCUCUUUUUUGUUCACUGGGUAAUCAUGUAUAGAGGUGAUCACAUGAUUUCCAAACUUCAUAUCCCUGGUCCCAAAACCAGUUUCUGAGUUUCUUUCUCAUCUAUGGUUGGCGUUGGUUCUCCAUAGAUUCCUCUCUAAAGAAUGCAGAGUGUGCUGUCUCCUUCCUCCACUGUGAGUCAAACGAUGCCUAGUAGAACAGUUUCUUCCUUCCUAGUGUAUCACCAGCCGAUUUAUCAUUGGUGAUUUUAUGUGUGAAGAAAUAUAAGUUCUAAGAGGGAGGAUGAACCUUUCAAAUUUUAAAUUCGCCUUGCCCAUAGUUGUAUUGUUUCUGGAGCUGACAGAUGUGACAGCGAUGGUUUCAGUAUUUGAUAUCAGAUGGAUGAGAAAAGUAAUCAGAUUAGAUGUUCACUCAACAAUAUGAAAGACUCAUCUAAAUAUCUUCAUGGUAUCAUCCCCAAUUUGCUAUUCCAUUCAGUUUGUCUUGGCAGCUGGCCUCAGUUCAUUCAAUGGUUCCUAACUUCUUUGUUCCACAUAAGCUAAUGAGAGCAGCUCAUAGAAGACACCCUUUCUUUCUUUUAUUCUGCUUUGGUCAGUUGAAAAUAUGAUUAGCUCGUAUAAAGUAAAACCACUUAGUCAAAUGAUCUGGCGAGACUCUAGUAUAAAAAAUAAGGAUUGAAUCUCGUUUCUUCUGUUAUUGGGAAGUUGGAAAUCCUCUAAUCCUAUCCUAAUAUACCUUCUGGAUUCCCUUCUUUCUGUGGAAUCGAGCAGAUUCUGGCCUAACAACAAAAGCCGCAUGUAUAUCCUCGAGAAUACGGGUAAGUUCCUCAUUCUCCAAACUUCAAUAUCGGCAAUGUCCGUAAUCGAUCUCUCAUAUUAUCUUCUUUUCAUCAGUAUAUUACUAUGCCUCCUGAAAUUUUGCUUCCAGAAGCGUUUACAUUUGGCCUACUCCCAUUUCUUUCUCAGGGGAUUUUGUCAAGAGACAUGGCUUAAGGCUUGGCGACUUUGUUAUGCUCUACAGGGACGAUUACAGGCAGAGAUAUGUAAUGACCCCCCCCUAGACCUCCCUAAUAUUCGGUUCCAGGAAGGCCAGAAGCAACAGGAAUUCCCUAAUAAAAUCAAUUUGCAGGUCAUUCGAGCGCAGAAAGCAUCAUACCGAGUGGCGCCAUCAGCUUCGGCCGAGAGCGCCGCGUCCAGAUCCGGCGGCGCGAAAGAUCAUCUGGCGGCGGAGGUGGCCGAUUGUUACGCCGGAUACUCGGAUGCCUACGACGAUAUGUGCCUGGCGAUGGAUGCGUCCUUCGCCUUCUCGGCCGACUUCACGGUGGGCCUUCCCAACGGGAUUCUGGAUAGCCCUGCCGCCCUGGAGUCUGUUCCCAGCUUGGGAUCCAUCGAAAACCUGUCGCUCGACGACUUCUCCUAA
This is a messenger RNA of Spirodela intermedia, 3051 nucleotides long. NCBI's taxonomy places the organism in Eukaryota, Viridiplantae, Streptophyta, Magnoliopsida, Alismatales, Araceae. The record is from the annotation of a GenBank genome assembly.